AUGACUACUGGACAAAUGCAGAAAAGAUCAACAAUGUUCUUUGAACAUUGUGAUUCACCAAUCAAUAUCUAUAGAAAUUUUAACAAGAAUCUGCCAACAUUGAAGAAUGAGGCAACUAGAAAACUAAAUAAAAAAAACAUAUUAAGUAUAGAUGACAUGGAUAUGAUUUCAUUAAAAACUGACUUUGAUAAACAAAUGGUUUUGGGAUCCCCUAUGUACUUGGAAUCAGAUGAAGAAAUUGAAAUAACCAAGGAAUAUAAUAAUAACCUUGCCUUUGAUUUACAAUUUUGUAAUGAUAAUAAUACAAAUAUUGAUAAUUGUUGUCAGAAGGUAGUCCCAACUAAUUCAAAGCAUUUUUGUUUUAAGGGGAUUAAAAAUUGUAAAAACCCCGUCUUACAAUUAACAUCAAUAAGAAGAAAAUAUAUUACAUCUUCUUUUCAAGAUAAUAAAUUGAAUGCAAAAUAUAAUAUAGAUACUUGGUUACUCUAUCCUAAACCAUUACCGAAAUUUUGGAAGUUUGAAAAGGACGAUAGAUUUAAAAGGCAGAAUUCGGAAUUAGACUUUCUUAAUACUUCAGAAUAUCUUAUUCAUAAAAAACCAGGAAUAAGAGACAUAUCUUAUACAGGUAAAUAUUUUGAUAUCAAUCAAUAUCAAGAGGAAUUUUCUAAAUUUAGAGAAUUAAGGGAAAAAGAUUGUACUUUUAUCAAAAAUGAUUGCAGAAAGAUUCCAAAUUUUACAGAAUUCAGGAAGGAUUUCGAAUAUGUUAUUGGAAUAAUUCAGAAUCAUAAUAUUAAUUCAAUGUCAGAAAAAAGAUUAUCAUAUUUACUUAAUAAAUUUGAUUUAUUUCAACAUUUAAAAUCCAAUUCUGAAGUUCUGGAGAAUAAACAAGUCCCAUAUAGAGAUUUUUAUAAUUCAAGGAAAGUAGAUCAAGAUCUAUUACUAAGUGGAAUCAUAUCUCAAAGACAGCUUAGUGAGUUUAUAUGGAAUAAAAUCAAUUAUGAAGCAGAUAAAAUAGUAUAUUGUACUUCAAACAAUGAAAAACUAACUGUCAAAGAUUUCUUCCAAUUUGGUAAAGAAAAUGGUGAAAAAACAUUAGAUAUUGGAUUAAAACUAAUUGAUGAUGAGUUUUUAGAUUGGUAUAAAAACAUUUACCUAGUAACAUAUCACAUAAUACAACUGCCCCUCAAACAAAUCGAAAACAUUUUAACUGGGAAACAAUUUAGAUACUUUUUGAUAGCUAAUACUUUUUUGGAAUUUGAUAACUAUAUCGAAGGUCAAUACUUAGCAGAAAUUUUAAUUAAAUAUUCCAUUCACCCAUUAGAAAAGUCUAAAUAUCAAUUAGUUCAAAUCUCUAUUGAUUAUCAAUUUAUGAACAAAAAUGAUAACUGUAAUAGUAAUUGGUGGGUUAAAUUUGCUAAAUGGGUUGUUAAAUGGAAAUUAAUUUCGCAUAAUAUUCGUUGGAAUAUACGUAUUUCAAGAGUAUUCUCAAAUUUAUUUAAAUAUAAAAUGGUACGUAACUUUGAAGAAUACUUUGAUUUGUUUUUUGAACCUCUUAUUAGUGAACAAAAUAACAUUAAUUUGCAAUACUGUUUAAGCACUGUAUGUUCGUUCGAUAUUGUAAUUAGCCAAUCCGAUGAAUAUUUAUGGAAUGAGUUCCCUGAUAUCAAUUUAUCACCUAAGGAAUGGAUUGCCAAUGGUGAUAACCCUACUAUAUCACAUUAUAUGUACUAUUUCUAUGUCAGAUUAAGUGCAUUCAAUCAAAUGAGGUAUGAAAAGAACCUGAAUACCAUUACAUUGAGAAGCUACUGUUCUCCAACUGCAUCUACAAGAAGUUCACAAUUUAGUAUUCAUGAUAACUUUUUUACUGAAAGUAUUGAGUCAUUAGUGUGUAAUCUUUUGUUGUGUAAUGGUGGACUUUUAAGAGGAGAAGGUCUUUGGCUAGCACCUGCAACAUUAGAAUAUUUAUUUUAUUUGUUUCAGAUUCCAAUUAUAGCAGCACCACUGUCAUCCAUUUCUUUGCACUCCUCAUUGAUUCAACAUCCAAUAUCAGAAACAUUUUAUUAUUCUAAUGUGAAUAAUAGUAGAAAUAAAAAUAACAUUAACCACUCUAGAGAUGUAACAGUUGAAGAACAGACAUCUUACAGAAAUAAUCCAUUUAUGAAUUUAGUCAAAAUUGGGUUUAAAGUAUCAAUAUCUUCAAAAUCAAUUUUAUUUAAUUCUUCCUAUACACUCGAACCAUUAAUUGAAGAGUAUAGUGUUGCUGCUAGUAUAUAUUUAUUAAAUGCAGCAGAUCUUUGUGAAUUAGCUAGAAAUUCAGUUUUAUGCUCUGGUUAUGAAGGAUUUUACAAGGCACAUUGGACUGGAGUUCUUAGUAUGGCGCUUGAUAAUUCGCCAAUAUCUGAAAUGAUUGGUUUAACAGAUAUUUGGUAUGAUAAAAGAGAAGACACAAGAAUCAAACAUAAUGUGCCAAAUAUAAGACGCAAAUAUAGAAUUGAUACUCUUAAUCAGGAAUGGGACUUUAUUGAUUCUCGUUUUGUUUAA
Molecule: messenger RNA, 2541 nt
Organism: Arxiozyma heterogenica
Lineage: Eukaryota; Fungi; Ascomycota; Saccharomycetes; Saccharomycetales; Saccharomycetaceae
Product: metallo-dependent hydrolase superfamily protein
Exons: 1
Coding region: 1-2541 (846 amino acids)
Biological process (GO): IMP salvage
Cellular component (GO): cytosol
Molecular function (GO): AMP deaminase activity
Source: RefSeq, a predicted model, not a curated record